GCUGGCGAGUAGUGGCAACCGAGCACACCGAGCACACCAUUUAACCUGUUGGAUCUGGGAGGGUGCACCAUAGCUUGCCUCCCCAGCCAGCACCCGCCUCCCUUCUCGUCCAGCACCCUCGAAAGGUACAAGCCACACACCCUCCCGAUGAAGCCCACCCAGUGCAGCAACCUCGCCAUGUCUCCCGGCCUCGUGGUUCUCCUGACGCUGGUUCUUGUCUCGGCUGCGCCCUCGCCCUCACAAGGGAAACGUUUCGACUGCAGGAUGUUCUGUCGGUCCACGGCUUUCCGAGGCUCAGUGGGCGGCUGUCGGUGCUCCUUCACGCUCUUCACCGCCAAGCGUUCAAUCAGGGACCCAGAGGACGCCAUGCUAGAGGCUGCCGCGAAUGACGGACGCUAUUUCACCCUCGCUGAUCUCGUGAGGAUGACACAAAACGCACCUUCCACCUAUACUGACGGACAAUUCGCCUAUGCCAGCGACGACGAGUACAACCCCGAGAGUCACGAGCUGCCCAGGAACCACCCCGUGCGCCUCAUGGACAGGACGAAGAACACUAGCGCCGAGGAAUCCACCGGCAGGGUUGGAAGGUCCCUCUCAGAUUCCUUCUUAAAGCGACGGGAGUUUGAACAGGAUUUGGACAACGGCGACACCAGCGACUUCCUGCGGCGGCCAUAUUAAGCUACCGAUUCUUGUCCUUUUUCAUUUUCUCCUUCCCUCCACCUUUGUUUUCGCUACUUUUCUCUCCCCCCCCUCAAACGCGACACUAGUUUUUGUUGCGGCGCUGCAGUCACGCGGACGGACGCGAAUCAUCCUUCCCUCCUACCUUCCUCAGGGUCUGAAAAAUGAUUUCUUAUGUGGCACGUCUCCUUCCCGUCGCCUGGAUUCAGGUCAACAUGAUUACUGUAUAAGAAAUCGUUGUUCUUCUGUUUCCCUAAUGUGGAGAAAAAAGGCAACUGUGUUUCUAAAUUAAUUUUUCUUUCUGUUGAACUAUUCUAUCUGUUUGUCUGUCCUAUUUUGUCUGUGGCGUUCUCUCCUCAGGUUCUUGACCCUAUCUCUCUCUCUCUCUCUCUCUCUCUCUCUCUCUCUCUCUCUCUCUCUCUCUCUCUCUCUCUCUCUCUCUCUCUCUCUCUCUCUCUAGUCGCUCACUCGAUAAA
Scylla paramamosain (green mud crab) is the source of this 1154-nucleotide messenger RNA. RefSeq lists its product as uncharacterized. Lineage: Eukaryota; Metazoa; Arthropoda; Malacostraca; Decapoda; Portunidae. The transcript is spliced from 3 exons. The record is from RefSeq and is a predicted model, not a curated record. Bases 148 to 678 code for a protein of 176 amino acids.